Messenger RNA from Myodes glareolus (Bank vole), 672 nucleotides. RefSeq names its product receptor transporter protein 2 (gene Rtp2). Gene Ontology annotation, cellular component: cell surface. Gene Ontology annotation, molecular function: olfactory receptor binding. Lineage: Eukaryota; Metazoa; Chordata; Mammalia; Rodentia; Cricetidae. Gene Ontology annotation, biological process: protein insertion into membrane; protein targeting to membrane; detection of chemical stimulus involved in sensory perception of bitter taste. The record is from RefSeq and is a predicted model, not a curated record.
AUGUCCACCAGCCUGACCACUUGCGAGUGGAAGAAGGUCUUCUAUGAGAAGAUGGAGGUGGCAAAGCCAGCUGACAGCUGGGAGCUCAUCAUAGACCCCAACCUCAAGCCCAACGAACUGGGCCCGGGCUGGAAGCAGUAUCUGGAGCAGCAUGCCUCAGGCAGGUUCCACUGCUCCUGGUGCUGGCACACCUGGCAGUCGGCUAAUGUAGUCAUCCUCUUCCAUAUGCACCUUGACCGCGCCCAGCGUGUUGGUUCGGUGCGCAUGCGCGUGUUCAAGCAACUGUGCUACCAGUGCGGCACCUCACGGCUGGACGAGUCCAGCAUGCUGGAGGAGAACAUCGAGGGCCUGGUGGACAACCUCAUCACCAGCCUGCGCGAACAAUGCUACGACGAAGAUGGUGGUCAGUACCGCAUCCACGUGGCCAGCCGACCAGACAGCGGGCUGCACCGCGGCGAGUUCUGCGAGGCCUGCCAGGAAGGCAUCGUGCACUGGAAGCCCAGCGAGAAGCUGCUGGAGGAGGACGCUGCCUAUACCGAUGCCUCCAAGAGGAAAGGCCAGGCCGGUUUUGUCUACAACUUCUUCUCAUUUCGCUGGUGUCUGUUUUGGGGUGCCCUCUGCCUGGUUAUUGUCUACCUGCAGUUCUUCCGAGGCCGCUCUGGCUUUCUUUAG